AUGGCUCCCUCAGUCCCGCACAGAAAUCGCGGUGCUGUCCAACAGGCCGAAGUGCGUAAAGUGGCGACGUCUCAGGCGAAGCAGGCGAUUCACAAGAUCAACAAGCACGCACAGAAGCCUAUCGUCCAAAAAGCAUUCAGCAAGAUACAACAAAAUUCCACCAAAGCCAAUGCUCAGGUAGAGACUAGCGAUUCGGCGCAUGUUCUCGAUGCUACUCUGCCCAAAGACGACAAGGACCGCGACGUGUGGGCUCGGAAGGUGUACUAUGCGCUACUUAACGGACCGAAGCUGAAUGAGAGGGAGGCUGGCGUGAAAGCCUGGGAGCUUUUGAGAUCGACCGAGAACAUCUAUCGGAACGGUUCUUCAGCCACUGUGGUCCCGAACGAAAACAGCUCAGCAAUACUCGAGCGCUCAAAUGAAGAGAGUUUCGCGCAGCACAUGAAAAGAUUGACAACCAAAACCAUGACAGACAACUACAUUGACUUGACCGGGGAGCCUUCCGAUGACGAGACAGAAGAUGAGACUGAUGCUGACGUAGACGGUACGGAGCCCGCUGAGGAUGAUCUCAAUGGCUACGAUACCUUGAUGAUGGAUCAUGCGCUGACAAGGGACGCGACUGCUACUGAGCUAUCUGCUCGCGCGACUCCUCAGGACGCUGUCACCGUUGACCUGGUCGAGAGUGGAGGGGGAAUCGAGGCAGUACUCAGCUUACAGCAGACUUGGUCGCUCACGCUCGUCUACCCAUCAGCAAACAUAUACGACCCCUCAAGCUACAGCGACUACGCAAUGGCGAGUGCUAUCGUCGCACCACGAAACGGCGGAUCGUGGCGGCCUUCGGAUAACAUGCGGCAAUACAUGGAGUCGCUAGUAGCUCAGCCUGAUUUUGUCAAGGAGACCCGCGCGUACGACGCCGCAUCUGUUGCUAGUAAGGGCGCGAGCAAAGAAUCACAAGGCGCCUAUCGCGUAGACACACCAUACGAACACGUCAACCAAAUUCACGCCGAACCAAAUGGCCCAUCCGUCGUCGCUUUCGCAUCUGAUCCGCUUCCAUUGCCACUCCGGCAGACACCGCUGCCUUCGCCCGCCUAUCAUGAAACGCCGCGUCUUCAAUUCAGGAGUGCCUUGGAAGCCCAGUUGAGUCAUCAAUGGGAACCCUGCUGGAAGCCUGCCAGUGGAUCUUACGGCGUCCCCCAAACCGACCGUGAGCAAAAGUCCCACGUGGCGCGCCUCUUCAAAGCCUUCCUCGACACCCGUAAGGUCUACGACGACUCACGGUACGCAGCUAAAUUCCAACCUGGUGGAAUAUGGACUCAAGACCCUGCCGACAUCGAACUCACCUGCUGGAACCUAGUAAAAGCAGCUAUCGACCUGCACGUUGUCGGUGCAACGGGACUGCAGUUCCGGCGAAUGCCACAAAUGAUACCACCACAGAAGAGGAUGGAGACUGAUCUGACGUUCUUACGGCGUCUCUUUUGUCUUGAACUGCUGGUCAAGCACUACAAGACGGUUGCGCAUGAGAUAAUGAAGCGAAGGGAUGUGGAGGAAUAUCUCGUCCAAGUCUGCGGCUAUCUUUUUGAGAAGUGUCAGUUCAAUGCCGUGAUGGACAAAAUGGCACCGCCACAGAGAGAAGCGUUGGUGAUGGAGUGGGAGCGAAGAGGACCGGUGGAGCGUCCACAGACUGCACGUAGCAGUACGACCGGCGAUCAGAGUUGGCAGCAUCGCAAGAGGCCUCUUUCAGACCCCGUCGAUGCGGCCACGCAAUUCUCUCCGAAGCGAAACCACUAUACGACGGCAAACUUUGCUGCGUCCGCAGUGAACUCGCCACAGACACUCCGAGCAUUCUCCGCUUCCCCCUUCCUCAACGACACGGUGGAUCAGAUUUCCCAAGUACCUGCGCCACGUCCAUCGAAUUCAAACCUAGAACAGGGUCAAGCUCCUGCUGGUGAUUCAGACACUGCCAAUCUACCGAAUGGGACCCUGGACGGCAUCACCGAUGGGGACUUUACACAGCUCACACCAAAGCCACAAAAGGAUCAAGGCCCGGUGACAGAGCCUGCUAUUCUCGUGGAGGGUGCCCUGAAUGGUACCGCUGGACCGAGUUUCACGGAGGACACCAACGAAUCAAUGGUGCUUCCAGCCACUGGACCGGUUCAAGAUCCGGUGGAAGAUUUCAAAUGGGACGACUGGGUGCGAUUCCCGGAAUCCAAUGAACUUUAA
Didymosphaeria variabile is the source of this 2217-nucleotide messenger RNA. RefSeq lists its product as uncharacterized. The record is from RefSeq and is a predicted model, not a curated record. The coding region runs from base 1 to 2217 and encodes 738 amino acids. The transcript has 8 exons. Lineage: Eukaryota; Fungi; Ascomycota; Dothideomycetes; Pleosporales; Didymosphaeriaceae.